AUAAAAACACGAAGUUUUUGGUUUUUGCUUCUAAUUUUUCAAAUUCUAGUGAAAUUUUAACACAAACAUGCUCUAAAAUUUAUUACAGCUUAUUAAUAAUGGUCAAAUAAUACUCAACAAUACUUAUACUUAUCAGAAUAUGCCAUAAACAUGUGAAAUUAUACUCAAACCUUGCGAAACAAAACUACUGAAAUUAUGAAGUUUUUAAAUGCAUUUUUAACUAUUUGUUUGUUCUCUACGGCGCUAUUGGGGGACUACAUAGUGUUUAAAUCGAAAUAUUCGAACUCCUUUCUAUUUCGCGCCAUUGCAGACAGCACAGUUCACGCCGGUGUCGGGCUUUUUUCGUCUUUACUAUUUUUCAGUAGAGGACAGAGUAUGCUGUCUAAUAUUUGCAUUUACAAUGUUAUUAUUUGCACUAUAGUGUCAUCAUUAAUUGAUGUGGACCAUUUUAUUGUCGCUAAAUCUAUAAACUUGAAGGAUCUCACCAAUUUAAAGCAGCGUGGUAUCUUCCACUGCACUACAUUCUGGGUUGUUCUAACAGCUCUCCUAUUAGCAUUAAGUCGCAUAUUCAAAUAUGCCAACGCCUACACAACGACCUGGAUGCUCAUCGUAGCGUUCACAAGCCACCACAUCAGGGACGCGAACAGACGAGGGCUCUGGUGUUAUCCGUUCGGACAUACUCCGCCUAUUAGUACUCAUGUGUACGUAAUAUUACUUGGAACGUUGCCAUACUUGUUUUCCGUUAUGUAUAACUUUAUGAAGCCUGUGUUAGUUGAAAAGCCGAUUGAUUAUACGUUAUUAAUUUGAUAUCUUGAAACAUUAUGUAAUUUACAUGUUAUUCGUUACAAAUUGUCACUUAGUAAGAGAUAAAUCAUUUAAAUUUGAAAAAAAAAAUAGAAAAAUUUGUGAAAGUUAGAAAAAAAUAUUUCUAAUUUUGAACUGUAUUUCAACGCGAAAGGUUAAAAUUAAUGAACUGUAUAGUUGAAAAUAUGGUACAGUCAGCAUCAAAUACUUUGUGACACCUAAAGUGGCCAAAAAGUUGAUAACAACCUUAUUCCAAUUGUAACAAAGACGUGUUGCGAACUUCUUUGCUGCUUUGGGAGUCACAAACUAUUUGUCACUGACUGUACUACCAGAUAUGGGGGAGGCCUAUGUUCAGCAGUGGACGUCCUAUGGCCGAGAUGAUGAUGAUGAUGGGGUAGUAAGGCAAAAUUAAAGGAAGUGUUAUACAUAAUAAUAAGGGAUAGGGCCUAUAACAUACUCUGAUACUCUUAUUGUUAAGGUUCGGCCAAACAGCUGGCGUGCAGCGAUGGCGAUCAAUGCAUUUAAGUCUGGUCGCCAUCGCUGCACGCCGGCUGAUCGCGUGUGAUCGCGUUUGUUUGGCCGAAUCUUUACUUGAUAACUUGACCAACCAAAAGUUGACUGGGAGAGAAUGCUAUAUAGCAUCAAGUUCAGUUUUUGUGUCUGUAGCAUCUGUUUCUCAGUCAGCUAAUUAGUGAUUUUAAAUUAAAUAAUAUUCAUAUAGCAAGCAAAAAUAACUAUUAACUGAAUUUAAAAUCUAAUUUUAUGACUUCAAUUAAUUUUUAUGUGAACUGUGUCUCUUUUUAGAAAAUAGUAGGUAAAUUAGACCAAAGAAUUACUGAUAUACUAAUAUUAUAAAUGCGAAAGUAACUCUGUCUGUCUCGCUUUCACGCCUAAACCACUGAACCGAUUUUGAUGAAAUUUGACAAAGAGAUAGGUUGAGUCCCGGGAAAGGACAUAGGAUAGUUUUUAUCCCGGUUUUUGAAACAGGGACGCGCGUGAUAAAGUUUUUCUGUGACAGAUAAAAUUACACGCGGGGGAAGCCGCGGGUGGAAAGCUAGUAACUAUGUAAUAAUACUUACAUUCAUUCGUAAAUCUUUAGAUUUAAGUAAAAAUAAGGAUUAUGUAUUUAUUCCAUUGAUUAUUAUUUUAUUCCAAAACAGAUUUAUACUAGACAUGUAGAUGUUUAUAUCAAUUUUAAAUAAAAAUCGUUAUUCAUUUU
Messenger RNA from Ostrinia nubilalis (European corn borer), 2023 nucleotides. Its product is annotated as transmembrane protein 267. NCBI's taxonomy places the organism in Eukaryota, Metazoa, Arthropoda, Insecta, Lepidoptera, Crambidae. The coding region runs from base 196 to 807 and encodes 203 amino acids. The transcript has 2 exons. The record is from RefSeq and is a predicted model, not a curated record.